CAGCCUCUGCAGGCGGGGGCUGGGGUUGGGGCUGCUGGGGUCCCUCCUGCGCCUCCCAUCGCUGGGCGGUGGUGGUCGCUGGGGGGUAGGGGGAGAGACUGCUCCAGUCGCCCGUUUUCUCUGGGAUGACCCAAGCCUUUUUGACAAGCAAGCUGAUCCCGUGGUGGGGAUUGGCUAGGCGGACCGUGACGCCCAUAACAACAAAGGUGGAGUUGGAAGAAAUUAGAUUAAAGGGGAGAAAAAAAAAUUAAAGGGGGAUCUCGCUGGGGCGAAAAGGAGACAGACUGAGAUGAGGAGAGAAGGCAGAUCCAACUCCCCGUCUCCACCCUCUCCUAAGCCCUUUUCCCGGAGCUCCGCCUUGCUCCUAGCUUCCCUUCUCCCUCGAGUUUGGGCUUUUUUCCCCCCCGUUUAGGAGUGGGAGGUAGAGGGAGUCUUCUCUCCGGUUGGUGUCAAGCCUCCCUCUUCAGCAUCAUCGCCCACCCUAGGGGAGAACUUUUGGAGAAAAUCACGCGUAUUACAAAUUCUACGAAGGGUCAAAAAACCCCGAGAAGGCCUUAAAGGAACAAAGAUAGAAACGGAGGGGAGGGGGGCUUUUUUUCUUCUGGAAAAUAAGAAGAGAAAUUUGACAUAUCAUACCCCCCCCCCUUUUCUCUUUCUCCUCCUCCUCUUCUUUUGGCUUCAGUGUUGCAAAAGCAAAGAGCAAUAAAAAAAAAAAAAAAAAAAAAAACCGCGCACACAGACACAGAGACACACACCACCCCAGUCGCGAGAAGGGAGAGUUGAAAAGAAGCAAGAGGGAGAGAAGCCAGGGAGAGAAGAGAAAAGAAGAGAGGGAGGGGUGUUGUGAGGGGAAAAGAGAAGCAGGUUCCCUAAUAAAUCCACCUCCGUCUCUCUCUCUUCCCCCCACCCCCCUCCCUUCUUCUCCAGCCCAGGGUAGGGAAGAGAGGAGCCGGAGAGAGCAGAUGGAGGAGUGGAGUCCGCUGUAGGGCUGUGGAGCUUGGCUGGAGGAUGGAGGAGCCGCCAAGCGCCCGGCUGAUUGGAAGAAAAAAGCAGAGCGAUGGAGGCGGGGGUAGGAGGACGAUUUCUCUGCGGGGACUGGCGGCGGAGUCCACGCCCGGGUCGGGCGCUGCAGAGCUUGGCUAGCUUUCAACCAACGCUCCCCGGCACCAGCCCCACUCGCCCCCCACCCCCGGCCCUCCCGGCGGCUCCGCAGGGUGAAACGCCUUUCACUCCCGGGCUGGCUCAACAGGACAGAAGUGGAAGCUGGAUAGCUGGACAAUGAACGGAGAAGCUGACUGCCCCACCGACCUGGAGAUGGCCGUACCCAAAGGCCAAGACCGCUGGUCCCAGGAAGAUAUGCUGACCUUGUUGGAAUGCAUGAAGAACAAUCUGCCUUCUAAUGACAGCUCCAAGUUCAAAACCACAGAAUCCCACAUGGACUGGGAAAAAGUUGCCUUUAAGGAUUUCUCUGGGGAUAUGUGCAAACUUAAAUGGGUUGAAAUCUCCAACGAGGUAAGGAAGUUCCGAACACUGACAGAACUUAUUCUAGAUGCGCAGGAGCAUGUCAAGAAUCCCUAUAAAGGCAAAAAACUCAAGAAACAUCCGGACUUUCCCAAGAAGCCUCUGACCCCUUAUUUCCGAUUUUUUAUGGAGAAGCGGGCUAAGUAUGCAAAACUUCACCCAGAAAUGAGCAACCUGGAUCUGACGAAGAUCUUAUCUAAGAAGUAUAAGGAGCUUCCUGAGAAGAAGAAGAUGAAGUACAUUCAAGACUUCCAAAGAGAGAAGCAGGAGUUUGAACGAAACCUGGCUCGAUUCAGGGAGGAUCACCCUGACCUAAUCCAGAAUGCCAAGAAGUCGGAUGUGCCUGAGAAACCCAAAACUCCCCAGCAGCUGUGGUACACUCACGAAAAGAAGGUGUAUCUGAAAGUUCGCCCUGAUGCCACUACGAAGGAGGUGAAGGACUCCCUGGGGAAGCAGUGGUCUCAGCUCUCGGACAAAAAGAGGCUGAAAUGGAUUCAUAAGGCCCUGGAGCAGCGGAAGGAGUAUGAGGAGAUCAUGAGGGACUACAUCCAGAAGCACCCCGAGCUCAACAUCAGCGAGGAAGGUAUCACCAAGUCCACCCUUACAAAGGCAGAGCGUCAGCUCAAGGACAAGUUUGACGGGCGACCAACCAAGCCACCUCCAAAUAGUUACUCCCUCUAUUGUGCCGAGCUGAUGGCCAACAUGAAGGACGUACCGAGCACAGAAAGAAUGGUCCUUUGUAGCCAGCAGUGGAAGCUCCUUUCCCAGAAGGAGAAAGAUGCCUACCACAAGAAGUGUGACCAGAAAAAGAAAGAUUAUGAGAUUGAACUCCUGCGCUUUCUAGAGAGCCUGCCCGAGGAAGAACAGCAGCGUGUCUUGGGAGAGGAGAAGAUGUUGGGCAUCAAUAGGAAGCGAGCCACCAGCCCUGCCUCUAAGAAACCUUCUCCAGAUGGCAGCAAGGGUGGCUCCGAGAAACCCAAGCGGCCUGUCUCCGCCAUGUUCAUCUUCUCGGAGGAAAAGCGACGCCAGCUGCAGGAGGAGCGGCCUGAGCUGUCAGAGAGCGAGCUGACCCGGCUCCUGGCCCGCAUGUGGAAUGACCUGUCCGAGAAGAAGAAGGCCAAGUACAAGGCCAGAGAGGCGGCUCUGAAGGCCCAGUCGGAGAGGAAGCCUGGGACCGAGCGGGAGGAGCGGGGAAAGCUGCCUGAGUCCCCCAAGACAGCGGAGGAGAUUUGGCAGCAGAGCGUCAUCGGGGACUACCUGGCCCGUUUCAAGAAUGACCGGGUAAAAGCCCUAAAAGCUAUGGAAGUAACUUGGAACAAUAUGGAAAAGAAGGAGAAACUCAUGUGGAUUAAAAAGGCAGCUGAGGACCAGAAGAGAUAUGAGAGAGAGCUGAGUGAGAUGCGGGCUCCCCCAGCAACUGCUAAUUCCUCCAAGAAGAUGAAGUUCCAGGGGGAGCCCAAAAAGCCUCCCAUGAACGGUUACCAGAAGUUCUCCCAGGAGCUGCUGUCUAAUGGGGAGCUGAACCACUUGCCCCUGAAAGAGAGGAUGGUGGAGAUUGGCAGCCGGUGGCAGCGGAUUUCCCAGGGCCAGAAGGAGCAUUAUAAGAAACUAGCAGAAGAGCAACAAAAGCAAUACAAGGUGCACUUGGACCUUUGGGUCAAGAGUCUGUCCCCCCAGGACCGUGCUGCUUACAAAGAAUACAUCUCCAAUAAACGCAAGAGCAUGACCAAGCUUCGGGGCCCAAACCCUAAAUCUAAGCCCACUAUGCAGUCCAAGUCGGAGUCAGAGGAAGAUGAUGAUGAUGAUGAGGAAGAGGAAGAAGAUGAAGAGGAUGACGAUGAUGAUGAAAAUGGGGAUUCCUCAGAUGAGGGGGGUGAUUCUUCUGAGUCUAGCAGUGAGGAUGAAAGCGAGGAUGGGGAUGAGAACGACGAUGAUGAAGAGGAUGACGAUGAAGAUGAGGAUGAGGAUGAAGACGAGGACAAUGAGUCAGAGGGGAGUAGCUCCAGCUCAUCCUCCUCAGGGGACUCAUCUGACUCGGACUCCAACUGAGCCCUGGGGGUGGCCAGGCCUGCCUCUGCACCCCCAGAGGCCUAGGAAAGCCUUUGGGGGGCUGAGGGAGGGCUCUUGUGGGCUAGGGAGGGGUUGAAGGGAGAGUCCCCUCUGUGACUCCUAUUUUUUUUCACCCCUCUAGUUCUACUCCCACCCACCCCCAUUUUUUUUUUAAAGCAAAAUGCAUGGGGGGGGUGAGGGUGGGAGGAGCCCAGGCUAGGACUCUGCAACCUUAGAGAGAUAUUAGCCCUGGGGGAGCCUCCAGGGGAAUGACCAUCAGACUGAGCCAGUGUCUACCGUUCCUUCCUCCUCUACCCUACUCCCAGGAUCUCUUUCACGUCCCCCACCCCCUAGUUGCCCACCCUGGACCAUGGAUCUCACUGCACUUACAGCUCCUAGCAUGGACAUUGGAAUGGGGCUGGGGGGAAGGAAGGGGUACAUAGGGGUUGGAAUGGGUUUUCAGGGGUGGGGAGGCCUUGAAGGGUGGAGUGUGGCUCCUCUCACUCCCUACUUUCCCCAUUGGGGAGGGAGAGUUCUGAAGCUGUGCCCCCUGCUCACCCCCCACCCCCACCUUCCCCUGUGUGACUGGUUGCCUUGACCACUGCGUUGGAACUGGGGGUAUGGGGACAUUUGCAGGAGGUCCUUUAAGAAGAUGGGGGUGUUCCUGAGUCCUCCUGCCCUGGCUAACCCCCUUGCAGGAAGGCGCUCCCCUUGCCCCUCAGGGCAGCAGUCUUUUUUAUAUAUGUGUAUAUAAUUUUUUUUAAGCUCUGAGCUGUCAACGAGAUGUUUCCUACCGAUCUCCGCUACUGUCUCUGUCUGUUCUGUCGUUUGGGGGUUGGGGGGACUGGGCAAGGGUGUCAUUUUUUAAAAAUUGUCUUGAGUGUGGAAGUGUGUGUGGCCUGUAUAUAGUGUGUAUGGGUGUGUGGGUGUGGGUGGGUGUGUGUAUGGUGUCUGCGUGUAUGUGAGAGAACAGAAUGAGGCCUGACUCCUUGGGCCUUUAGAAAGCUAGAAAGAAGGGAAGUGGGAAGCAGACUGGAGGCUCCCCUGUCUUGUCUAAUCUACCCUGUCCCCAAGGGAAAGGGCAGGUCCCCAGUCUCACAAAUUCCAAAUUUUUGCCUGGUAGACACUUUGUUGGGGGGGAAGGAGACAGGAAAGCUUUAUGGAGCUACUCCCUUGUUCCCUCAGGUGUGUGGUGGGGGGUGGGUGGGUGUGUAUGUAUGUGUGGGAUUUUGCUUUCUUUUUUGGGGGGGUGGUAAUGAUUCUCUGACCUAGAUGGCAGGAAGUUGGGGGGGAUAUGUCUUAGGCCUAAGGAGUUUUGUUUCUGGGAAGACGCUGCAGGCUUGGUUCCAGUUAGCUAGACUGAGGAGUAGAGGCUGGCAAUUAGCAGCCCACCUCAGGAGCUGAGAAUCUAGGGGUGGACUGAGAAUUUUUGAUUUGUCUUUUCAGCUUUCACCCUCUCCCUUCCCCCCCUCCUCUUGCUUCCCACCCCCAACUACCCUUGGAUUUCUCAGACUGGGCCCCUACAUCCACCCAGGCCAGCCUAGUUUUUAUGGAAAUGUUUCAUUUUGCUAAAGGCUGCUGGAUGCAGCUGAGCUUCUCCUUUUGCUCCCCAAUUCCUGACACUACCCCCAAGCCACUUUGGAUUUAUUUCUGUGAAUAUCAUUUUUUUAGAUGUUUGACUAAAUUUGGAUUUAAAAAAAACAACAAUCAUGUCAGUGACUUAUUCAGACUUCCCAUUUGAUUUUAUCUUCCAUGAUGGGAAAAUUUAAGGGACAGAGGGAAACUGGAAAUUGAUGCUGGGUGGGAAGAGGAGAAACCUUGGCAGACUACGUCUUGAGUGACUGGUAGACUCUCCCAAAGGUAGCUAGACAAUCUAUGCCCUGAGCUCAGGAAAACACAGAUACUUAGGGGUAAAGCAGGGGGAGGGGGAGCUCCUGAACCCAUGGUGGAGGGGGUUCAUCUGUUUGCCACUUGACUGUGUUUGCCUGUCCCUCUCCACUCCCCUAACACCCAGCAGGAAAUUAAUCCCGCUUCCUUCCCUUAGUUGGCUGGCCCUACCACUGUUGUGUUUCAAGUGGACUAUGUUUUAGUAUAAAAAAAAAACAGACAAAAAAAAAUCAUACCUGGGACUUUUUCCCCCUGUAUUGAAAAAUUCUUACAGUGCAGACAAGAUGGAAGGUGGGGGUGGGUGGGAGGGGUGUUGGUACUGUAAGAGGUCACACUAAGUGCAUUUUGGCACUGGGACAAGUUGGUAGGGUGGGGUUUUGGGGUUUUUUUCUUUUUGAGGGGAGAGCCUAAGGGAGGGUUAUGGAGGCCCCCUUAUUUUUUUUCUAAUAUUUAAAGAGUGUUUUGUAGGUUUCAACAACUAUGGCCACAACUUGGAUUUCUAUCACUGGGAAAGGGGUGGAGGGGGGUUUGAGUGUGGGAUGGCUAGAGAUGUCUGGCUUCGGCCAACUUUGGAAGUUUUGUUCCCCCUCCCCCUUUUUUUUGUAUAAUAAAGUGAAAAAAGGUU
Messenger RNA from Antechinus flavipes (yellow-footed antechinus), 6082 nucleotides. RefSeq names its product upstream binding transcription factor (gene UBTF). The record is from RefSeq and is a predicted model, not a curated record. Bases 1279 to 3570 code for a protein of 763 amino acids. The transcript is spliced from 21 exons. NCBI's taxonomy places the organism in Eukaryota, Metazoa, Chordata, Mammalia, Dasyuromorphia, Dasyuridae.